GUGAAACUUCUCCUUGAAGCCAUGAAGUACUCAGGUUGUGCUGUUAAGAAAGAAAGACACUUUUCUUGUGAAGAUUGUAAUGGAAAUGUCAGUGGAGGUUUGAUUCUUCAACAUCUCAGAUUGUUUUAUGCCAAAAUAACAUCCGUAACCAGGCUUAUAUGAACAGGGUGGUCACCCAAGAGCUCAUUCAUGCCUUUGAUCACUGUCGGGCUCAUGUCCACUGGUUCACCAAUGUAAGACAUCUGGCCAGCUCAGAGAUUCGUGCUUCAAACCUUAGUGGAGACUGUUCACUUCUAAAUGAAAUACUCAGGUUUCGUUUUGGAUUAAAACAACAUCAUCAGACUUGUGUGCGAGACCGAGCCAUACUUUCUAUUUUGGCUGUUAGGAAUAUCAACAAAAAGGAAGCCCAGAAGGCUGUUGAUGAUGUUUUUGAAUCUUGCUUCAAUGACCUUGAACCUUUUGGAAGGAUCCCACAUGCUAAAACUUAUGCAAGAUAUGCUCACAGAGACUUUCAAGACCGCCACCUAUAUUACUCAAAUAUAUGA
Messenger RNA from Jaculus jaculus (lesser Egyptian jerboa), 545 nucleotides. Its product is annotated as mitochondrial inner membrane protease ATP23 homolog. Gene Ontology annotation, cellular component: extrinsic component of mitochondrial inner membrane. The coding region runs from base 159 to 545 and encodes 128 amino acids. NCBI's taxonomy places the organism in Eukaryota, Metazoa, Chordata, Mammalia, Rodentia, Dipodidae. The transcript has a single exon. The record is from RefSeq and is a predicted model, not a curated record. Gene Ontology annotation, molecular function: metalloendopeptidase activity. Gene Ontology annotation, biological process: mitochondrial proton-transporting ATP synthase complex assembly; mitochondrial protein processing.